Messenger RNA from Nanorana parkeri, 2374 nucleotides. RefSeq names its product U3 small nucleolar RNA-associated protein 14 homolog A-like. The coding region runs from base 41 to 2374 and encodes 777 amino acids. The record is from RefSeq and is a predicted model, not a curated record. NCBI's taxonomy places the organism in Eukaryota, Metazoa, Chordata, Amphibia, Anura, Dicroglossidae. The transcript has 15 exons. Gene Ontology annotation, biological process: rRNA processing. Gene Ontology annotation, cellular component: nucleolus; small-subunit processome.
GCUCCCACGUGUAGGUGGCGCCAUCCUGAUACGACGCACCAUGGAGGACGAGGAAGAUCUGUUUGUGGCGGAGGGCCCCCUGAGCGCCAGCGAGGAUGAGGAGGAUAGCGACUCGGAGCGCAAACACCGGAAGCUGCUGGAAGCCAUCUCCUCCCUGGAUGGGAAGAACAGGCGGAGGUUGGCGGAGCGCACAGAGGCGAGUCUACAAGUGUCUGAAUUCGGCAUCAGCUCGGAAGGAGCUGGGGAGAAGAUCUCUCUGUCCGAUCUCAUUGCACCCAUCAAGAAAACCGCCUCCCUGUCUACCGUGAAGAAGCAACUAAACAAGCUGAAAGACAAGAAGAGUGUGGAGCUUCCCCUGAGCAACGAGGAGACACAGAAGAUCGAGAGAGUGAUUUCUUACAAGAAUGCAGCAGAAGAGGUGGCCAAAUGGGAUCAUAUUGUGAAGCAGAACCGAGCGGCCGAGCAGCUGAUCUUCCCACUUGCCGAUGAGACUUUAAGACCGACCCGCAUCGAGGAGAAGGUUUCUGGGUGGCAGGCGCGCACACCUCUGGAGAUGGAGAUAUUCGGCAUCCUUCAAAGCAACAAUCAACCAAUCACCGACCCCUUACUGACGCCGCGGGAAGAGGAGUCGUUGAAGGCGAUGAGUCUGGAAGAGGCCAAGCUACGGCGAGCUGAGCUCCAGAAAGCGCGCGCCCUGCAGUCCUUCUACGAGGCAAAAGCCCGAAGGGAGAAGAAGAUUAAAAGCAAAAAGUAUCACAAGGUGCUGAAGAGGGGCAAGCAAAAGGAGGCCAUAAAAGAGUUUGAGGAACUCCGAACGACAAAUCCAGAAGCUGCUUUGGAGGAAUUGGAGAAACUUGAGAAGACCAGGAUGGAGGAGCGGAUGUCACUGAAGCAUCAAAACAGCGGAAAAUGGGCAAAAUCCAAAGCCAUCAUGGCAAAAUAUGAUGAGGAGGCCCGAAAGGCCAUGCAAGAACAGCUACAGAGGAAUAAAGAUUUAACCAGGAAAAUCGAAGUUCUGUCAGAGAGCGAUGAGAGCGAGGAAGAGGAGACCGUCCCAGAUUUUGUCAAUGACGUGCAAGUGAUUUCUGAGGGCCGCAACCCCUGGAUGACGGGAAAACUGAGCAGUGAUGCAAAGGAUUCUGGGAACCAGGAGGAGGAGGAGAAGGCACAGGCGGAAGCAGAAUUAAACACAAAGCCUGAGGAUCAAGAUGAUGAAGAGGAAGAGGAGCAGGAAUCCGAAGAAGAGGUUUUACUUAAAGAGUUUGAAGACAAACGACGUUUGAGGAAGCAACAAGAGGAGCAGGAAUCCAAUGACAAAGAAUUAGCAUCUCCUUCUGUUCCAUGCGCAGGUAAUAGACUGGAGACAUCAGACCUGACUACGGAAGCUGAGGAGAAGCAAGUGUCCCAGUUCAACCAGCUUUUUCAGAAGUUGAUGGAACAAAACCGUAAAGAAAAAGAACUGAACAAGGACAGCCCGGCUGCUGAACCCGAGGAGCCAUCAGGAGGUGACCCGGAGGAGGAGCUGGAGGGAGCAGAGGAAGGACCUUUACUGAUGGAGAGCGAUGAGAGGAAGCAGACUCUGGAAGAUGUAGAAGCUCUGGCACAGGAGGAAGGGAUCGAUGAGCUCGCAACCCAACUGAAUGAUCCUGGAAAGAAGAAAUCAGGAGAGCCGAGUGUGCAGCCAACCAGCGUCAAGCAGGCCAGGAAAUCUAAACUGAUUGACCACAAUGACGUCCUACCUGUGAAGGCUAAGAAGGUUCGGAUGCAUCUGCUGCCCACCACCGUGGAGGAGGAGGACGAGGAGAUGGAAGACGAUGAGACGGCACAGAAAAUGAUCAUCCAGGAGGCAUUUGCAGGCGAUGAUGUCAUCAGCGACUUCCUUAAAGAGAAGCAGAAGGCUGAGGAGGCGGGGAAGCCCAAAGACAUCAACCUGGUGUUACCCGGAUGGGGGGAGUGGGGUGGAACCAACCUCAAAGUCAGCAAUAAAAAACGCAGUAGGUUCAUUAUUAAAGCUCCCCCCGCUCCUCCAAGAAAGGACCAACGUCUCCCCAACGUCAUUAUUACUGAGAAGAGGAACAUUAUGGCUUCCGCACAUCAGGUCAAUGAGCUUCCGUAUCCUUUCAACAACCGGCGGCACUUCGAGAGCAGCAUUCGCACGCCAUUGGGGAAAACGUGGAACACGGAGAAGGCCGUUCAUAAACUGACCAGUCCGCGGGUGAUCACCAAGAGGGGGCACAUCAUCGAGCCGAUCACAGAAGACGUCUUCCAGAAACACACCAAGACCAGUAAAGCGGACAUAGAACUAAACAAACUCAAACCGAAACCGGCCCGAAAACCUUCCAGGAAGAGGAAACCUCAGGCCGCCAUAGACUGA